Saccostrea echinata is the source of this 1461-nucleotide messenger RNA. RefSeq names its product SERPINE1 mRNA-binding protein 1-like. Lineage: Eukaryota; Metazoa; Mollusca; Bivalvia; Ostreida; Ostreidae. The record is from RefSeq and is a predicted model, not a curated record. Gene Ontology annotation, molecular function: RNA binding. The transcript is spliced from 7 exons. The coding region runs from base 108 to 1235 and encodes 375 amino acids. Gene Ontology annotation, cellular component: nucleus; cytoplasm.
GAAAUCCCGAGCAUGCUCGGUUACCCAGCAAGAAACACGCCAUAUUGACUGUCUGAAAAUUUGGAAGGCCGUAAAAUCCAUUAACAUCCUCCAAAAAGAGAGGAAAAAUGGACUCGCAAUACGGCAUAGCAGUUACAAAUAAGUUUGAUCUCUUCGGAGAUGAUGUUUCUGAUCCCUUAGAGUUCCUGAAAGAGCAAGAGGAGUUAAAGAAGAAGCAGGAACUCACGAAGGAAAAGGACAAGGGAAAGCAAGGAAAGGAUAAGAAGGCAAAGAAGCAAAAUGCUUCUCAGUCAGACAAUAAAUCCACAGAGCAAUCUGUCCAAAAGAAAGAAGACAAACCUAAUGCACAGUCCCGUCCCCCUCGCAGUGCCCGACAGAAUAGGGAACCAAGGGAGAUGAAGGAUGACAAUGACUCCAGGCCCCCUAGAAGGAGGGAGGAGAAUUCUCAGAAUGAGUUCAGAGAGAGGACGGAGGGCAGUGGUGGAAAUUUCAACCGACCUGAGAGUGGAAGGUUUGGUAAUCGAGGUCGUGGACGAGGUAGGGGUGAAGGUCGUGGUGCCAGAGGAGGCAGGGGGCGUGGUGGAUUCGACAGGGGCCCAAAGAGGGACUUCGAACGACAUAGUGGAAGUGAUAAAACCAGUGGUGUGAAGCCGACAGAAAAGAGAGAUGGCAGUGGUUCUCAUAACUGGGGAUCAUUCAAGGAUGAUUUGCAGGAGGAGAUUAAGGAAGCCGAAACGGAACAGAAGGAGUGGAAUCCAUCUGAAGAUGCCGAGAACCAGGACCCCAAUGAAAGCACGGAAUCAACUGAACAACCUGUUGAAGAAGGACCCAAACAAAUGACCCUUGACGAGUGGAAGGCUCAACAGGAGAAAAAUCGACUUAAAAACCAAUUUAACAUCCGGAAACCAGGAGAAGGAGACACAUCAACAAGCCAAUGGAAAAAGGGAACUGCCUACAGGAAGAAACUAGAGGAGGAAAAUGAGGAAUCCGACGAAGAAGAGGAAUACGAAGAGGAUGAAGAGGCUGUCAGACAAAAGAACUUGGUGAAUAAGUUUAAAUUUGUAUUCAAUACGGAGACCAGAAGAGGAGGGAGAGGAAGAGGCCCCAGAGAGAGAAGAGGUGGGGGAAGAGGUGGGGGCGGACGUGGAGGAAGAGGUGGCCGGGGGUCUAGGGAAUCCGCACCUAAGUUCGAUGAUGAAAAUGACUUUCCCAGUCUCGUGAAGACUGAGGCAUAAAGCCCAGCACUGCUGCUUACAAUAUUUUCCCCCAAGUACAAUACAGUUUCAUACUGAAUGUUAGGAACUUGCUUAAAGAAGCCAAACACUGGAGUGAUGUUUCUUGCAAGACACAACUCAAUGUGAAUCCAUCUUUUCAUUAUAUUUUGUUUCUUGUACAUUUGUUUUGUCCACUUCUUUGUGGAUGUUUGUUCUGCUUGGCAACCAGCCAAGAUCUCAACAAAAA